GUACCUGAAGUACCUGACCAAGAAGUACCUGAAGAAGAACAACCUACGCGACUGGCUGCGCGUGGUGGCCAACAGCAAGGAGAGCUACGAGCUCCGCUAUUUCCAGAUCAACCAGGACGAGGAGGAAGAGGAGGAGGAGGAUUGA
This is a messenger RNA of Pelecanus crispus (Dalmatian pelican), 145 nucleotides long. The record is from RefSeq and is a predicted model, not a curated record. Lineage: Eukaryota; Metazoa; Chordata; Aves; Pelecaniformes; Pelecanidae.